AGCGUAUGAAUAAGACGAGUAUUUAUGAGAAUACAUGAUUUACUCAUUUUGAACCGGAAACCUUACGCCGCCAUGACAUGCCACAUUCAAAUUUGCGUGCCGUUUCUUGUUUUUCAUUUAUUUUUCUCUACAAGUUCAUUACCACAAUAGAAGAGCUACCUGAUUCAUAAAAAUUACAAUUGCGAACGUAUGGUGAACUGUCCUAUUUCAUUUCAUAUUUAGAGUAAGUAAAUAAGAGUCAACUUUCUUUGGAAAAAUAAUAUCUUUGAAAGUACUUUUGAUACACCAAUAGUACUUUUAUGGGGCUUGUCAUUGAUCAUGUGAUCAUUUGAGUUUGACAAGAAGACAAAAUUUCAAAACAUUGAACAAAAUGUCUGUAAAUAGCUGUAUAAAGCUGUAUAUAAGUGUUUUAUGUACUUGGAGUGUACUGACUACUACUAUUGCAUCUGGCAGUGAACAUUCUGUGCCAUAUAAAGGACAUCUUCCUCAGCCAGAAUUACAGGGACAUUCAGCUCACACUGACUCUGGCCAUGGCCAGGGUUCUGUAUAUAUUCCAUGGCAAGCAAUAGAUCAGACAUGCUUAGCAUUUGUAGAAGCCAUGGCACGAUCGGCAGCAAAUUUUGUAGAAUGUAGUGUACGUCACGCUAGACCUCUUCAUUUCUGUCAAAGCUGCAUUGAUGAUUAUGUCCACGUGCAGUCUGCAUAUAAAGCCAUUGCAGAGGAUGACAUAAAAGAUUCUACAGGUUCCACAUGUAAAGAUGUUCUUCUCAGCAGAGAUAGGAUACAGGUUGUGAAGAAAACAUGGUCUUUUGUUGAUGACAUGUGGUCUAAAGGCUACUGUAGCAGCUGUUUUUCAUCAUACAAGGAUGUGAAUGGAACAGUUGAGAAGGAAUCUUCACAUGGAGCUCAUGAGUUUGAAAUACUCUUCCAAGAAGUAGCCUCAUGUGUGUCCAAUGUGACAGGGGGUGGGAUAUCUCCAUAUAACCACACAAGUAAAGGGGGUGCCCUAGUGUGUACUAAAUGUCUUGAUUCAUAUAACAAGCUGAAUAAGCACUAUGCCCAUAUAGAGCAUGAGACACACAACCAUGUCUGUGUAGACCUUGUAGAUGCUAUGAACUACACAAGAAUUAUGUGGAGCGAUCAAUUCCAUUGCACGGUGAAGUCUCGUGACCUGAUCCCCGUCAUCUGCCUCACCGUCUUCUUCAGCCUCCUUCCCAUAGUCUUUUAUAUUGGCAGCAAAAUACAUGGUGUGAAACAAGAAAGAAAAAUUAUAAAGCAGAAACGACUUAAUAGCAGCAGUUAAAGAAAUUCCACCCAUGCUAUCCACAAUUGUGCCAAUGACUAAAGACAACUUAUUGGAGUGAUACCAAAUCCAGGGAGAACCACCAAAUAUAGGAGUGAUACCCAAAUCCAGGGAGAACCACAACAUAUAGGAGUGAUACCCAAAUCCAGGGAGAAGCACCCUAACAACCAAUAUUAUAAAACAUUGUAUUUAUUUCAAAUAGUUGUCAUGCUGAAAAUCACUAAAUAUUAAGCAAUUGACUAGUUUAAGAAAACCAAAUAUCAAUAUUUGUACAUAU
Owenia fusiformis is the source of this 1580-nucleotide messenger RNA. The record is from the annotation of a GenBank genome assembly. NCBI's taxonomy places the organism in Eukaryota, Metazoa, Annelida, Polychaeta, Sabellida, Oweniidae.